Molecule: messenger RNA, 3138 nt
Organism: Gambusia affinis (western mosquitofish)
Lineage: Eukaryota; Metazoa; Chordata; Actinopteri; Cyprinodontiformes; Poeciliidae
Product: sterile alpha motif domain-containing protein 9-like
Exons: 7
Coding region: 1-2958 (985 amino acids)
Cellular component (GO): cytoplasm
Molecular function (GO): protein binding
Source: RefSeq, a predicted model, not a curated record
AUGCAAGACGCUGUCUACAACGUCGACCAAUCAGAUCAAAAGCUUAGCAGGAAAACAGACAAAAGGAGAAAUAUCAAUCAAACUUCAGCUCCAGUCCACAAGGGAACAAGAGGGAAGAGGCACCGACUUCACAGAGGCAGACAGAGCCUGAGAGACUACUCCGAAAAGAUAUCUGGCUAUGUGUGGAUUAGGCCUGAGUCAGAAACAAAGUUCCAAUUGAGAAAAGAUCAGUUUGAAGAAGAGACCAUAGACCAAGAAACUGCUGAACAAGCAGAAGAGAAGUUUCUCAGAGGAGCACCACCUGAAUGGUUAAACUUUCACAUCAGUGAUCUGGCUGAGUCAAAUGGCACGGGAUCUUCACUCAUCAAAAGAGAUGGGUAUAAGAGACUUGUGCAGCAGAUUCACAAACGGAAAAACUACAUCGGAACACCAACAGUUAAACUGCUUCACCAGCAAGGAUGUGGGGGAACCACACUGGCCAUGCAAUUAUUAUGGGACAUGAGAAAAACCCUCAGAAGUGCUGUCUUAAUGGGUUCCCCUCUAGAGUGCACAAAGAUUGCAAAGGAAGUUGUUCACCUUUUUACAGGAGGCGGCAAAGAUGACCUCAACACUGUGCUGCUCUUGAUCAAUGAAGAGUUUGUUUUGGAGCACCUUCAAGACAGCAUCAUGACAGAGAUUGAAGAACAGCAGAUAGACGUUGAUAUUCCUGUGGUAAUUUUAUUCAUCUGCGUGAGAAGUGACCACGCCGUCCUCAAAGCCGAACACUACAGAGAACAAGAGGGGUUCAUGAAGGGUCAUGACACUGACUACGUUCUCCUCAAAAGAACCCUCUCAGAUACUGAAAAGGAAGAACUGAAUACCAAAAAGGAAGAGCUCAGCCAAAAAUAUGGAGCCAAAGCAUCCCAGUUCCAUGGUUUCAACAUACUACACAGUAAUUUCUCACAGGAUUAUAUACAAGAAGCAUGUGCUGUCCUUAACACGGUUGAAAGAAAAAGGAAACCCUUGAAGACCCAACUUUUGUCCUUCCUGUCCUUGCUGAAUGCCUAUGUACCAGGCUCCUAUCUACUAGAGUCUGACUGCUCAGACUUCCUCAAACAUGACCACUCCCUGCAGGGUGACCUUUCACUUUUGAUCCCUUUCAAUCAUCUCAUUAUCUCUUUUCAACAUGACAAAAGGUGUGAGAAAAGAAUCCGGAUGGCUCAUCCAAUGAUUGCAAAGUAUUGCACUGAACUAUUGGCUAUUGCAGGAGUGGCCAGAAGUGACACGGCAAGAGACUUCUUGCUCCGAUUUUGUCCAGAUGAGGUUUCUCCAUGUUUGCUUGGCUUCAUCAAGGACUUGCUGACAAAACGAGAGCACAAAAAGGAUGGAUCAAUCGAAGAUUCGGAUAUGGAGAAAUUUUCUACUCUGAUUUUAAACAUUAACGAGGUAGAAGACAAAAACCAGAGUGCAUCGGUUCUCAAGGUGGCAUCAAAGAAGUUUGAUAAGAACUCUUUGUUCCCCCAGGCACUUGCUAGGCUUUAUUAUGGAGAACUUGAAGACUUCAAAGAGGCUGAAUUUUGGGCAAAAAAGGCAAUAGAACGAGACCCCAAAAAAUCCUUCAUUGCCGACACGUUGGGCCAAGUUCAUAAAAACCAUCUGAGGAACAAAAGGCUUUCAAUUGAACCAAGAGAACUGUUGCAGCUGGCCCAGAAGGCCAUUGAAGCUUUUGAGCAUGAAGAAAAACUUGCCGAAGAAGAACACAGGAAAAGUUUGACAGAAGAUGAGAAAUCUAAAGUCCUGUGGGGUUUAAACACCACAGGGCAGUUUGGUUUCCUGCAGGUCUGUAACAUUCUCUUUGACCUACUCGUCAUCCAAAAUGAGACUUGGAAGGAAGUGCUUACAAAGAAUGUGCCGAUGGGCUCAGUCCUGGAAUCACUUGGAGACAACAAACUCUUUAGGUACAGGGACCUCGUAGAGAAUCUCCGGGAGAAAGUUGAGAAAAAAAUGGAAUUCUUUGACAACUUUCUCACUUAUUCACAGUCUGUCCUGAGAAAGGACAAAGCUUAUGUUUCUAGAGAAGCUUCAGCAUGCUACAAAAAGUAUGUUGGAGACUCUGUCCCUGAACACAAUGAUAGACUCCAACAGACUUUCCAGAAACUGAAGCAGAAACUGGCCAUCACCUCUGCUGGGGUCCUCUCAUGUCUAGACCGAACAUGCACCUCACACAUUGAGUAUAUCAUUGAGUGGUGGAGGGAAAUUUCACAAGGAAAUAAUUCCACUACUGAUGCUUUUGUCAACUUUAUCCUUGCGCAGAUCAUGCUUUCAAACAAAAACAAGGCUGUAUCCAGUUCUGAUUAUAAAAGUGCUUUAAAACUAAAAAAGCCACCGUCCUCUGUCACACAAGCAGAGUAUCACCUUCUAUGUCUGCUUCUGUCUUGGCCUACAAAUGAUGACGACAAACCAGUUCCCCAUCUCUAUCAGUUAAUAAAAAAUGCAAGUCAUGCUUAUGAGCGAGAAUACAAGACGAUGUUUCGAUCAAGAUACCUCCGACCUCUGUUUUUUCUUGGACCGGGCAUAAGCUUGAAGAGAUUUGUUCACCGACGGGUUCUUGAGAUCUUGUGGACCAAAGAUGCGCUACAAGAAUCAAACACAAACUGGAAGAAUGAGAGUAUCUUCAGAGAUUCCAUAGUUGAAGAACGUCUUCUCAAAGUUGAAGGAGUGGUGCGAAACUACAGAGUCUAUGCAAGGUUCAGAGGCACUGAAGUUGAGGUAGAUGCAAACCGAAGGGACUGUCUCUGCAGAUCAGGUCAUGUCUCCUUCUACCUGGGAUUUACCAUCAAAGGUCCAGUAGCCUUCAGCAUUCGGAGAAAAUUACUGGUCACCGAUGGGGACCAGACAAUUAAAACCCCUGAUCACGCAGAAGCAAGCAGCAAUGGAUUGACUGAAACAGGAAAGAAGCAACGUGCUGAUGUGGCCUAGUUAAAGACCAGAGAUGAGACUGAAAGAACUGCUGUGGGGACAAAGUCCAAGAUCUGCGGAUGAGUGGACACAAAGUUAGAAAGAAGAACUUUCUAAGCUCUUCUUUUUGUAAUGGUGAAAUAAAUUUCACCAUUACUUUACAUGACACUACGAUGACGUCUCUUAAAGGUGGUUAUGUGA